This is a messenger RNA of Thlaspi arvense, 987 nucleotides long. Lineage: Eukaryota; Viridiplantae; Streptophyta; Magnoliopsida; Brassicales; Brassicaceae. The record is from the annotation of a GenBank genome assembly.
AUGCCUGAAAUGGAGACAAAAGGCGGCGACCUAGCCAUCAUAGUAAUCACGUCUAUGAUCUUCGCGAUCUUCGUCGUGGGUUUGGCUUCGGUUUGCUAUCGCUGGAGCUCUCGCCAAUUUUACUUACCAGAGCAUUCCUUAAACCAGUUCACAGACUCCGACGAUGAAUUCCGCACGGCGAGAAGGACGAGGAGGAAUACGGCGACGCGUGGGAUCGACGCGGCUAUCGUGAAAUCGUUCCCGACGUUUCUCUACUCGGAGGUGAAGGAGCGGAGGAUCGGGAAAGGCGGGGUCGAGUGUGCGGUGUGUCUCUGUGAGUUCGAAGACGACGAAACGCUGCGUCUGAUGCCUCAUUGUUAUCACGUGUUUCACGCUGAUUGCGUGAAUGUCUGGCUCUCAGAUCACUCCACGUGUCCGCUCUGUCGGAUGGAUCUUAUCUUCCAAUCGGUUGAAGGAAGCGACUUGGUUUCGGAUUCGGAUCCGGAUCCUGAACAAAGAGUUCCAGGUUCUAACGCGUAUUUGCUUAACGGCGUGACGUGGAGCAAUAGGAAUAAACCAUGUCGGUCAAAGUCAACCAGAUUGUCCCACUGCCGAGUCUCGGAAAUAAUAUUAUUCUCGAGAUCGCAUUCGACCGGACAUGAUGUGGUUCAACCGGUAGAAAAUAUCGACCGGUUUACACUCCGAUUACCAGAAGAUGUACGGAAGAAACUGACGAAGAAUACGGUGGGCCACGUGGCGCAAACUCAGGUGAGAAGCUCGUGGCGCGGUUACAGAAGCAGAAGCCUCGGAGGCGAGAGGACCGUCUUCUCGGACAAAGAGAAUAAUUAUAACAAUCGAAGGAUGCAUUCGAUGACUUUCUCCUUCUCCGGUUGUGUCGAGUCCACCUCCGGUGAGGGAGAUACGGUGGCUCCGCCGAAGAGUCUUCCGAAAUCGGUCGAUUCCAGCAAACGAUCGAUUCAAUUACUCCAGCCAGACGAUCGAGUGUAA